AUAAUUCGUUUUCUUUGUUACAACAUCAAUAUGGGAGGCACAAAGCGUAAAAUAAAGAUUGAGGAGAUCGAAAAGAAGACAGUGAAAUCGGUUGCUUUCACGAAACGACGUAACGGUCUCUUCCGCAAAGCUGCUGAGCUCUGUCUUCUCUCUUCCUCUACUCAAAUCGCAAUCUUAGCGACUCCUCCUUCUACCAAUUCUCACGCUGCUUUCUACUCCUUUGGCCACUCCUCUGUCGACCACGUUGUUUCCUCUCUGCUCAACGGUAGGUGUCCUCUUCCGACAGAACAAGAGAACAAGUCAGGAUUAGGGUUUUGGUGGGAAGACGAAGGCUUUGAAAGAUCGGAGAACAUAGAUGAACUGAAAGAAGCUACUGAUGCGGUUUCCAGGAUGUUGAACAAUUUGAGGCUACGAUUAGAUGCUUUGAAGAGUAAUCAAAGUGAUGGAGAUGUAGUGAUCCAUGAAGAGGAGGUUCUUCAGCUUUGUGACACCGAGAGGAACAACAACGAAGAGAUGACGAAUCAAAUUACUAGACUUGAAGGAGCUUCUGGUUCUGGAAGUUGUUUGGUUGAGAAUGUGGAGGAUAAUGAUCUGCCUCAUCAUGAGGAAUUUUUUAGUGAUGCCAGGAUUGAUCAAUUUUGA
Molecule: messenger RNA, 642 nt
Organism: Raphanus sativus (radish)
Lineage: Eukaryota; Viridiplantae; Streptophyta; Magnoliopsida; Brassicales; Brassicaceae
Product: agamous-like MADS-box protein AGL97
Exons: 1
Coding region: 31-642 (203 amino acids)
Biological process (GO): regulation of transcription by RNA polymerase II
Molecular function (GO): RNA polymerase II cis-regulatory region sequence-specific DNA binding; protein dimerization activity; DNA-binding transcription factor activity, RNA polymerase II-specific
Source: RefSeq, a predicted model, not a curated record